This is a messenger RNA of Westerdykella ornata, 755 nucleotides long. RefSeq lists its product as uncharacterized. The transcript is spliced from 2 exons. The annotation marks the transcript as partial. The record is from RefSeq and is a predicted model, not a curated record. NCBI's taxonomy places the organism in Eukaryota, Fungi, Ascomycota, Dothideomycetes, Pleosporales, Sporormiaceae.
GUCGUGUCCUGGUGUAUGGUGCUGCAUGAUGAUGGAUGACGGUUGUGGCUGAGGGGACCCUCUUGAGGGAUCGGCGCCGUAAAAGCUGCCGUCCAUGGAGCUGUUUGUAGAUGGAGGACAAACACUCCACCUAUCUACCUAUAACUAUCAACCUACCCGACGAUCGGCCAACGAGCAGCGAGGCGUUACACACCUAGGCGGCAUGCGUUCCUGAAGUUGUUGCUCGCGUGUCUUAAGAGACGUGGGGUAGAAGUCCACCAGUAUAUAACCUUGGAAGAAAAGCUUGGAAGAAGACAAUCAGAUAGCAGUUGUGGUUCCUCCGCGCGUCUAGCGUGUGCAUGAAAACACUGGGCGUCUACUCCGAACACAGCAGUGGGAAAAGAGAGUACAUCUCACACCUCUAUUAUAGGUAAAUGGCUCCCUCGAUACAUCUCCUCUUCCACCUCCUCCUCGUACCCACCCUCUCCAUCGCCCCCAUCUCCCUCGCCCACGCACAAAGCACAGCAGCAGCAGCGUCCGCAGAAUGCCCGUCUUCAACGAUUGAACCGCUGCACGCGCGGCCGUCGGUGGCGUCUGGGUGGUCGGCGCGGGUGGUGGCGAGUGGGUUGACGCGGCCUAGGAGGAUGGUGUUUGAUGGCGAGGGUGGGUUGCUGGUUGUGGAGUGGGGUGUUGGGAUUGCGAGGGUGAGGGUUGGGGGAGGGGGAUGUGUGGGGAUGGGGGAAGAGGGGGUGGAGAGGGUGGUUGGGGAUGGGAGG